AUGGAUACUGAAGAUCUCAACAGUAAUGUUUUUCUAAAGAUACUGAAAACUAAACAUCCGAAAAUAUUCAAUGCAAUCGAAACCAAUUGUUACCUUUUAUGUAUUCCUCAGUCACUUUCUCUCUAUGGAAUGAAUAUUACUGCUAAAAUUAUAGUUGGAUCGAAAUUCUAUCAAGACGAAUACGAAUCACUUAAUAGAGAUGCAAAGUACAAUAUCGAGAAUAUGUUGAUCACCGACAAGAGUGAUCCAACCAAGCAGAUCAAAAUUCUCUUUGCCGAGAUGUGUUACAACAGAGAGUACAAACCCUAUCGAUUCUACUGCAUUGAAUAUCCAUUGGUUGGUGGAACAGGAAUUAAACCAUCGAUCUCUUUCGACAAUGAGGAAUUUGGUAUAAUUAAACCACAGAAACCAACUUUUGAAAAUGCAACACAAUUCCUAUACUCUCAACCAUUGAACUCACCAAACUCUAUCGUAAUGAAAAAAGUGGAUAAUGAGAUCAUGUUUUUCGAACAAACAACCAAUUUGGAGAACCACAAUCAAACUCAAGUCACAGAACUACUCUCGCGAAUGAAAGAGAAAUUUAUGGACGAUCUAGUUUGUGCAAAUGCCGAAUACAAAGAAUUACAAACCAAUGAGAAACAAAUGAACAAUCUAUCACUUUUACUUGAUAGUUAUUUAAUAGGUAAACUUUAUGAUAAAAUAUAUAUACAAUUAAAAGAGAUUUACUCUGAGAAGAAUAAUUAUUAUUAUGAGAAAAUGGCAAUGCUAUCGAAUUUGACGCUGGAAGAGUUGGGUAUUCGUAAUGAAUUCGCUCCGCAUCUAGCGCGUGCCACUGAGAUUAUGAUACAGUUUCAAAUGGAUCAGACACCGAUCGAUAAGCUCCUCACUAUCGUGCAGGCAUCGAAUGAGAUUGAAAACUCGAUAAAGACAUUGUCGCUACUCGAACUCACCGAUGACAAUCCACUGACGAUCACCGGUGACGAUGCACUGCCGCUCACCUCAUACCUGCUGAUACAAGCACAUCCACGAUUCCUCGAGACCGACCUCGUCUAUUGUACAAACUAUAUAUUCACCGACGUAUCCAAUCACUCAUUUGGUUAUCAUCUCGUCAACUUUCAAGCCGGUGUCGAACAUAUCAAACAACUGAUCGAUCAAUUUGCACCGAACACCAAUACCAACCUUACAAACAACAUCAACAACAUAAACAACAAUGAAUCAUCAAUCAUAAAUAACAAUAUUAAUAUUCUAUCACCAAAUCAACAUUUAAAAGUAAAAUCAACAUCAUUAAAUUUACCGACCUAUUUAAGUUCCAAUUCAUUGCUAUCAAACUACACACAACAACCACAACAACAUCAACCAACAAUCAUAACUUCACCGCCAGCCAAUAAUAGAUCUUUAGUACAGAACCAAUAUACAUCAUCACCUAACCUAUAUAAUUAUGUUUCGACAACUUCCUACUCAUCAUCUGUCACACCAUUGUCACCCAGAGGUCCCGACGUACAGAAAUCAUCUCAUUCUUCAUUUGCUCCGAGCAGCAGUAGAUACAACACUAUCAAUAGCAACAACACUAUCAAUAACAACAACAAUAAUAAUAAUAAUCUGACCUCAUCGUUUCAAUAUCAUAAAUAUACAAAACCUCCUUCUGUCAUUAGAUUGGAUGAAGAUGAAACUGGUAGUCCUUGGACCUACAAACAACAACAAUAA
Molecule: messenger RNA, 1704 nt
Organism: Heterostelium album PN500
Lineage: Eukaryota; Evosea; Eumycetozoa; Acytosteliales; Acytosteliaceae
Exons: 6
Coding region: 1-1704 (567 amino acids)
Biological process (GO): early endosome to late endosome transport
Cellular component (GO): tubular endosome; late endosome; early endosome
Molecular function (GO): SNARE binding; guanyl-nucleotide exchange factor activity
Source: RefSeq, a predicted model, not a curated record